GAAAUUCUCCGUAUGUGCUUCUUCUUUUUGAAAAACAACCAACAAUACACGACACAGUAAUGCUAUAGUAUAUGAUUGCUAUAAAUCCGGCGCGUUUACCGUUCUCUGCCGGCUCGAACCGUACCCGACCCGUCGUCUCAUCUUCUCAAUUAGUACUCUCUUUUUAAGCACUGAAAUCCUCCCUCCCGAUUGACAGUAUAAUUAAUUAAUUAACAUCAAAUUUUAUCUGUAUUAAUUACUUCUACUGCUGCUUAGUGGAAUUAAUUAGAUGAAGGUUUCGUGGAGGGGAAGUGGGAAGAGAACAAGUGGAGGAAUAAUAGAGGAGGUUUAUGUCAGAGUUAUCGCCGGAGUGGCGUUUGGCUUCUUUCUUGGAGUCUCUUAUCGAGCCCUCACGUCUCACCAUUAUAAGCAAAAUGUAUGGAACAGUGGUGUUGUUAACACCGCACCAAAUCAAAACCUUACCAAUUCUUCAAAGAUAUGGGUGACAUCAAACCCAAGAGGAGCAGAGAGAUUACUUCCUCAAAUUGUUGUUUCUAACUCAGAUUUAUAUCUCCGCCGAUUGUGGGGAAAUCCUAUGGAGGACCUAAUUGAAAAGAAACCCAAGUAUCUGGCAGCAUUUGCAGUUGGUUAUAACCAGAAGAAUAUGGUCGACGCUGCCGUUAAAAAGGAGUACGUUUAUCACACGCUCAUCAAUAUACCUGUUAGAUCUUGAUGAAUCUAUACAUCAUGGAUUGAUGAAGAGGUUUGAUCGAUUAGUGAUGAGCUUUAUUGAUUGAUGUCCGAUCUUCGAAUUCGGUUACCGACUAAAUCGAGAAUAAAUGUCUAGGUUUUCAGAUAAUUUUACAAUCCUUCUAUUUCACUAUGAUGGCCUGACGUCAGAGUGGGAUGAGUUUGAGUGGUCAAAGAAGGCCAUUCAUGUGAGUGCUUCUCAACAGACCAAAUGGUGGUUUGCGAAAAGAUUUAUGCACCCGGACAUUGUUGCACCAUACGAAUACAUAUUCCUUUGGGACGAAGAUUUUGGGGUGGCCCAUUUUGACGCCGAAGAGUACAUUAAACUUGUAAAGAAAUACGGAUUGGAAAU
Molecule: messenger RNA, 1081 nt
Organism: Cuscuta campestris
Lineage: Eukaryota; Viridiplantae; Streptophyta; Magnoliopsida; Solanales; Convolvulaceae
Source: the annotation of a GenBank genome assembly